AUGACGAUGUUCGAGAUUCUUUCAAGAACAUCGCUAAAGACUCUUGACGCAAUACGAUGUGCUAACAAAGAGUUGGAUACCAUCACAUACAACUCGUAUUUUCUCGAAUUGUACAAGAAAAGAAAUAACAUUGUUUCUGGUUUUCUUGUACAAAACUUGAAAGGCUCUAUUCGAUAUGUCAACCACUUUGUACCCUCGCCUCAUUCUGAAACUAUCGAUCUACGAAAAGUCCUACCUCGUGAUGCUCGUAUUCUUGCAAGUUCAGAGCAAGGAUUAAUAUUCAUUGAGGGCAAAGAUCAUUUGAACCCUAACAAGGCUUUGUACCAAGUUUGCAAACCGGCUACCCGACAAUCUUUGGAAGUACCAAAUCCGAAUUUAGACUAUGUUACUCAAAAGGCCGCAAUCGUGAUCAUGGGGCUGAAGCCGUUGCGUUUUAAAAUCGUGAGAUUAUCUCAACCUUUACCAGGAAAAACAAAGUAUUAUUAUGAAAUAUUCAACUCGAAAACAAAAGCAUGGAGCCGCCCAUAUCCAAUAACAAAGUUUACGGCGGGCGCGUUCCUUCUUGACGAUGCACAAGAGCCCAUCACCACGGGUGGUUCAAUCAACAUGCUACUAAACAACAACAUAAUACUGAAGUUUAAUGUAUAUUCGGAGGAGUGGAAAGUCUUUUCAUCUCCAAUAAUUCCAGCUCAAAAAUAUCAGGAUUACACUUGCAAAAGGCUUGUAAAGUUUGAAGGGAAAUUGGGGUUCACUUGCAAGUGA
Erigeron canadensis is the source of this 762-nucleotide messenger RNA. RefSeq lists its product as uncharacterized. The coding region runs from base 1 to 762 and encodes 253 amino acids. The transcript has a single exon. The record is from RefSeq and is a predicted model, not a curated record. Lineage: Eukaryota; Viridiplantae; Streptophyta; Magnoliopsida; Asterales; Asteraceae.